ACUAAAUAUUUCAGUCAUUAAGAAAUGGGGAUGUUGUCAAGAUAUAUCAAACCCAAUUUUUUGGGUUUAUUAAAGUUUUUGAACAGCAUACAUUGGUUUAUUGUAUUCUUUAGUUUAAUUAACCUCUCAGUAUGCAUCUACGAAGAUCAAAUAGGAAAAUUCGAUUGGCGUCAAAGUUAUGUGGGGCGUAUAAAGUUCGCUCAAUUUGACACGGUCUCGACCGCCAAGAAACUCAUAGUAGCCACAGAAGAGAAUGUUUUGGCUGCCCUGAAUCUCAAGACUGGUCAGGUAGUAUGGAGGCAUGUAUUUGAGAGUGCGUCUACAGGCAACAUCCAGUUGCUUCAUGUCACAGAGAAGGUGGUCACAGUGACAGGAGCCAACCCUUACUUGGUGAGAGGGUGGGACGCUUCCACAGGUGUCCUUCUCUGGGAGUGGUCCCUAACACUCCAGAAUGACGAACAUUCAGAGUUCUCUGAGUGGUGGGUCCACCAGGGCAUGCUGGUACACAUGUUGCCAGUGUUUGGCUCACACUUGGAGGUCACAAUGUACCAACUUGUUACUGGACAAAACAGAGGGUCCACUUCAAAACUACCUGCAGUUUGGACCAAUGAUGGAUGUGUACUAUCAAAACCAUACUACACCUGCAUAUCAGGCAGCCAUGAAAGCCAACUCCUUCUGUCCGUUGAUGUCACAUCUAAUGCAGUGCAGAUCAUCAGCGAACCCCUCUCAAAGUACAUUAGCACAAAUGAAGGAUACCUGAGGCCUUUAGAUGGGAACAGUAUAGUCCCAGGAUUUGUGAUAGAUGACCAGAAGAUCAUGGUGCUUGAGAAUAACCAGUUUGUGCCAGUUAAUGUGGCGAUUGAAGAUAAGUCAGCCAGUAUUACGAUUACUGACAGUGGCAGUGGGCCACUUGUGGUGCAGACAUGGAACGAUGAUGCAAAGGGUCUAUCACUAUCAGCUCAUGUAUUAUCAUCUGGUCGCGUGGUGCCGGAGAUCAGCAUCUCCGACGACUCGCUAUCCAUCCCCGAGCCUGAAAUAUCCACCGUGAUGUGCACCAAGACGGCGCGGGAGCAGCACGCUUGCAGGAUAUUGGUUACGGGCGUUGAUGAUGCUUCACAUCUGCUGCAGCAGGGAGGUCGUACGUUGUGGACGCGGGAAGAAUCGCUCGCGAACGUGGUAGCGGUGGAGUUCGUAGAUCUGCCCGUGUCCGAUUUAGACGCCGCCAUUGAGUCCGAAUUCGAUCAGAAAGAAGGUUCCAUAUGGGCGGCGUUCACGCGACGCAUCCACACGCAACUCCAGCAGUUGCAGACGUUGAUAAACGCGCUGCAGAGGGGCGAGACCAGCGCCGACGACGACUCCUCAGCGCUGGUGCGGGACUACUUCAACCUGCACAAGAUCAUGGUGCUCGUCACUGAUGUUGGCAAGAUAUUCGGAAUGGACAAUUUGUCCGGUGAAAUAUUAUGGAAGAUGUACGAGCCUAACUUGGAUACGGAGAAUGUUCUAGUGUUCACCAGAAAGUCUGCGAGACGGACGCCGCACGAUGCAUAUCUCACUAUUGUGGGCAAAGAUGAGGAAGGUAACGGGCUGCUGUUGAACAUCAACCCGAUCCGCGGCAGUGCGCAGGCGCCGGGCGCGCUGCGGCUGCGCGCGCCGCUGCUGCAGGCCGCGCUGCACCACCACACGCGGGCAUUGGUGUUGCUCUACAGCGACGAGCAGGUCCAGAUAAUACCAGAAUCAGCAGCAGAACAAGUGAAGAACAUGUAUAUGUACGUAGCGGACAAAAAUACCGCGAAGGUGCAGGGAUACGCAAUCGUAUACAAUGGAGAGAAGGUAACGGCGCAGAAGAUAUGGUCCCUGCAGCUGGGCGGCGAGCCGGCGGGCGGGCACCGCAUCGUGGCGGCCGUGGACAAGGGCAGCGAGCGCGUGCACUCGCCCGGCCGCGUGCUCGCCGACCGCAGCGUGCUCUACAAGUACCUCAACCCCAACCUCGUGCUCUUCGUCACCGAGGGACCCGACCCGCUGCACAAAGAUAUAGUAACAGCGACGUGCGUAGACGCCGUUUCCGGUGUGGUGAUCUUCUCGCAGGUGCACCGGCGUGCGCGUGCGCUGCCGCUCGCGCUGCACACCGACAACAUGAUGGCCUAUUUCUACCACAACGAUAAGCAUCGGAGAACUGAAAUUGCGUCGUUGGAGCUGUACGAGGGCAAGUCGCGCUGGUGGGAGCAGGGCGCGUGGGCGGCGGAGGGCGCGGGCGCGGUGGGGGGCGCGGCGCGGCGCGUGGUGGUGGAGCGGCGCGCGCACGUGGUGUCGGGCGCGGCGCGCGCGGCGGCGCGCACCACCACGCUGCGCGCGCUCACCGACGUGCACCUGCUGCUGUGGGUGUCAUCCGGCGCAUUAGUAGAGAUCCCUUGGGCGAUGCUGGAAGCCCGUCGAGCACUCCCGGGCGGUGAGCUAUCUCCUGAGUCGAUGGGCCCCCCACUGGCCCCUGAGCUGAUACUGGCCCCGGAGGCGGCCCUGUCCUACAACCUGACGCUCGCAAGGCCUAGGCAACUGCACGUUGCCGCCCCUGACUUGGAGUCCACCACGCUCGUACUGGCCACGGGAUUAGAUCUGUUCUACACCCGAGUGGCGCCGUCGAAGACCUUCGAUCUACUGAAGGACGACUUCGACUACUCUCUCAUCACGAUGGUCCUGUCAGGCCUCAUCCUCGCCUCCUACGCCACCAAGUACUUCGCCUCCAGGAAGAUGCUCAAAAUGGCCUGGAAGUGAUGUUACUGCUAGACCGCAUGCAGGGGAAUUUGAACUGUGCGCCUAUUGAGUUAAGGAGAGGUGAGAGACAUUGCGGAAGCGUUUCGAUAGUACGUCGGUAGUUACUAAGAAUUGUAUUUCUGUUUUUUUCAUUUAACUAGUACUUAUUUUAAAUCCUAUAUCACUGAUCACAAGUCAUUAAUGCUUUUUGAAUUUUAAGUAGUGGUGAAGUCUCAAAAGCUUUUGAAAAGCCUUGGUUCAUUGUUUUCAUAGCACCUUACCAAUUUUCAGGAAUACUCGAUAAAUCUAUUACUGUCAAAUGUGACCAAUAAUUACCUUCAUUUGCGAGCAGUGUAUUAUACGGUGGACUGGGUUCGGCCUUUUUUUUCAUCGUGCUUUAAAAAAAUCUUAUUUCUGCUUCAAUUUCAUAUAAUGUAGAAAUUAGAUAUCAAUAAUUUUUAUAAUAAAGUGAUAAUCGGUGUAAUAAUUGGAAUUGAAUUUCCACUGCCAUAUUAAUAUUGCACAGGGCAAAUUCCUCUCAUAAUGAACUUUUAAAUAAAUUAUAUUAUAUAUAAAUAAAUAUUAUUAUAUAGUUUGUGUUCGUGAGUAGUGAGUGUUUACAAAUAAGUGAAUUAAAAGCCAAUAUUGGCAAUAUUCGAGGCUUGUCAAGCUCGUAUGAAGUGAUUCUAUAAAAUAUAUACAGAGUGUUGCUCAAAGGUGGUAUAUUUAAAACUCAUUAAAACUAAAAUGAAUGGUAAAGUUUUGGUUAAGAUUCUUAUCAUUGCUUUAAUGACUUCCUAAUAAGUUGUCUCGAAACUGUAGGAUCAAGUAAACUAACAAAGCUAUCCCUCUUUGUAAUAUAUAAGUACUUUUCAGUCAUAUUCUCCAUUAACUUUACCAGAAGCUACAAAUAGUUCCCACACAUUGUUUACCACCUUUCUGCAACAUUUUGUAUAAAAUAUUUAGACCCAAAAGUUAAAGGAGCUCUUCACAUUGCAACGGGUCUACAAACUUUAAUUGUACGGACAAUUCAUCUAGCUAUGCUUGUUAUGUACGAAGAAACACGAUAAAAACCGUUGCAAGGCGUCCCUUUAGCUAUAGCUAUAUUUCACGGUUCAACUUCGGUCCCAUGGUUACUUAUCUUUAUUUUAUAGUAAUGUAUUCAUUAGGCUACAAUUAAUACGAUGUUGCUCAAAAUAUAGCAAGGAAUGGUGACCAGUCUAAAAACUUAUGACUAUAUAGCGUAUUUUAGCACUAUUGCUCGUGUUGCAACUCAACUGUGGCCUAAUGAAUGCAUGACUUACAGUCGAAUAACUGAGGCCGUAACUAAAAUGCCUCUAAAAUCAUUAACGGCAAUCGAAUUCAGAAAAAAAACUAUGGCAUUGACAUAGUAUCCAUAAUUCUAUCGUUAGAUAUGUCAUUCUCCUAUAUAAUGUUAGCGUUAACGAUUGUAAAAAGGCAUAUUGGGUACGGGCCCUGAUAAAUGUUUAUAUUUUUGGUUUUCUGCCCCUCGUCUAUGAUAGACUUUUGAAGAAUAGUUGACUUUCAUUUAAGAGGUAAUCGUUGCGUACGUUAUACAGGUGUUCCAAAAAUUCGGUAUACGGAGAACGGUAACUAAUUGGGGUUUUAGGUAAAGAACAUGUAUAAUGUGAAGUUUUAUUUUUGCAUAAGAUGAUUUUGCGAUUUGUGACGUAAAAUAUUUGCAAGUUAAAUCAUCGUCGAAAUAGCUAGCAAAACAAUGAUAAACAACGUGUACCUAUCUAUUUUCUUCAUAGUUAAUAGACACUACGAAAUUAUCUUAAAACAAAAAAAAAAUCUAUCAUUUUACUAGUGAACUACCAUAUUACUUCCCAAUCCUUGAUACCACUUUUUGGCAACAACCUGUAUAACAAGAAUUUUACUAUCGGACGAGAGCAAUAAAAUUCAUAUACACUAUAGAUAAUACUUUGAAUUACUUAUGAUCAUUUUUCUACUGAAUUCACGGGUGGGUGUGGAAUAAAUGUAAGUAUUGAACAUAACGGUACGCGGUAUAUAUAAGUGGUUACAUGUAAAGAUUAGCUAGUGCAAUUUAGAUGUAUGAUUUAUUUAUGUCAUUAUUUGUAUAUGGUUAGAGAUACGAGUCCAUUCCAUCUCCUAACAUGUUUCUUGACGUAUUUGUCAAACUGUUUGUUUCCUUUACAGUGUACAACAGCAAAAUGAGAUGUUAAAUUAAAUGCAAGUUUUAUUGUAAAAAAAAUAUUCAUGUAGUUCAGAUUUCAGAAAAUGCACAUAAAUUUAUUGACAAACGUCUUACCCCCUUAUUCAUAGACGUUAUUUAUCUAAGGACGGAGCAUAUCUGUGAUAACAAGUCUGUUUCUCAGCUUUGUUUAUUUGCCAGCCAAUUAGAUACAAGUUGUAUCUCAAUAUGAGCCAAUCACAACGGCCCUAUGUCUACGCACUGCGAAUGCUGCCAUGCCGUCAGCACUGAGAAACAGACUUGUUAUCACAGCAAUGCUCUGUCCUUAGAUGAAUAAAGUCUAUGAAUAAGGAGGUUACUAUAUAUAAUGGAGGUGUUGCAUACAACUUGAUUUGUGUCAAUAUCCUGAUCGUUGUUAUUCUUAGCUUCAAAAUAUUUAACAAUUGUUAACAUUGAAGAAUAUUUGGCUAAUAUAUGUUUGAUAAUUGUUUUUCGCCUCUGCAUAUAAAAAAAAAUCAAUUAGCUAAUAUUUUUACACCAUUUUGACUCGUCUGACUUAUCUUUCUUUUUUGUACAGCACUAUUAUUCAGUUUAUUACGUCUAGAAGAAAACUAACGCUAAAUGUUCAAGUCUCGUUAUAUUUUCAGUGACCAUUACUAUAAAAAUAGGUCUAUUUAUAAUCUAGAUAUAUUUUAGAAAUAGACUCCCUAUUUUUAUCUAAUAAAAAUAAUACAUUUUUUUUCAAUUAACAAACAUUUUUGUUGUUGUCGAGACUUGUGAGAAUAUUUAUUUUUAAACUAGAAAACCAAAUAUUUUCCUUGCAACAAUUCUCCUUCCAUUUUGCUUCGGUCCUUCGACCCGUCUUGUUGACACCUAGGACGUAAUUAAACGUCAAAAAACGAAUACCUUUAAAGUACUACUAAUCGUGAAUACGUUAUACAGUAAAAAAUGUUACCGUUUCUGUUUUUAUUUGUUGAGUUAUGUGUGAUUGUAAGUUAUUUAUAAUUUAAGUUGAUUUUGUCCGCUUUUGCACAUCUUUAAUUUGAUCGCGUUUACUAAAACUUUAUUGCUGUGGUCGGAAACAAUUGAAUUUAAUUUCCAUUACUAGCAUUUUUUUAUUUUAGAUGCUGAGUUGUCAUUUGAUUAGUGAAAAAUCCGUAUAUGUUUUAUGGUAAAAAAGAUCACUGUUAAAAUAUAUUAGGAAAUAAACUCAGCGAACGCGUUUCAGUAGUUCUACUCUGUUGGUAGCCCAAGUAGAACCAAAUAUUCCUAUCACUGAAAUGCAUUUUGUAAGAAUAAAGCAUUUCUAUUGGUCUUUGUUAGAUAUUAAAAUGUAACAGAUGGUAUAUGCAGGAAGCACUAUUAAUUAACUUUUGUGCACCACGUUUUUAUGUGGAAAAGCAACGGCGCUUACGUUGUUUAUUGUAAUAACGAUGGAAGAGUGCGUGAAAUCGGUAUGAUUCUAUGUAAAUCAGCAAUAAACGAUUCACUACAAAUUCGUAUUUCAUUUUCAGUGAGACGUGUAAAACAAAAGUAUUAAUAAAGAUGAAUGACUGCCAAA
Manduca sexta (tobacco hornworm) is the source of this 6485-nucleotide messenger RNA. RefSeq names its product ER membrane protein complex subunit 1 (gene EMC1). Gene Ontology annotation, molecular function: protein binding. Gene Ontology annotation, biological process: protein folding in endoplasmic reticulum. The transcript is spliced from 16 exons. Gene Ontology annotation, cellular component: EMC complex. The coding region runs from base 25 to 2769 and encodes 914 amino acids. NCBI's taxonomy places the organism in Eukaryota, Metazoa, Arthropoda, Insecta, Lepidoptera, Sphingidae. The record is from RefSeq and is a predicted model, not a curated record.